Molecule: messenger RNA, 2323 nt
Organism: Patella vulgata (common limpet)
Lineage: Eukaryota; Metazoa; Mollusca; Gastropoda; Patellidae
Product: EGF-like domain-containing protein 2
Exons: 11
Coding region: 93-1502 (469 amino acids)
Source: RefSeq, a predicted model, not a curated record
UUUUUUUUAUUUCAUAUUUUAUUUUUGCUGUCAAUGUCAUUGGUGUUAUGCGCAGCUAGUUAUAACAUUAUCCAAGCUACAAAGAGUGGACGAUGUCGUCAAUAAAAGUAGUAUCGGUGUUUCUGGUCGUUUGUAUGGGUAUAUCUGCCCAGAAUAUAUAUUUUAACUGUAGGCUACAGGGUCAUACAUGUUUAAAUGGAGGAACUUGUAAUGGAAAUACAGGAAUGUGUAGUUGCACACCAAGUCACCAAGGUUAUGAUUGUGGGCUAGCUAAAGAUUCCAUUGUAAGUACACGGUGUGAUCCACCGUGUCAAAAUGGAGUAUGCUAUGCCGCAGAGCCACAAAAUAAAUGCUACUGUUCUUCUGAUUCAUAUUUUGGAGAGGCAUGUGAACAAAGAAGAGCUCAAGUAGCAUGUUUUGGAGACAGGUUUAAUAUCACCAUUGUUCCUUUCCCACAAUUCUUUGGUACGGUGUACAUUAAAGAUAACAGAACGGACGAUGCAUGUAUGUUCACCCAAGUAACAGAUCCAGAUACAAAUCUGCAGAGUUACAAAGCCAGUCUAGAUUUUAACAGUGGUUGUUCAAUUAUGGAAGCGAAUAACGCACCUAAUCCAGAACAAACGACUUAUUCAACAGAGGUUACGAUUGGUAAUUCUCCAGUUUUCGAAACAGGGUAUGAUUUUGCGGUAAAGGCAGCUUGUAUAUUUUCUGACGCAGACAAUCAGAAUGUCAGUGCUGGGGCGGUACCGGUGGAUGAAAGAACUAAUUUUCCCAUAGACCAAACAUCAACAGUAUAUGAGCCAGUCAAGUUUACUACCCAAAGAGCGAACGGUAUGGCAAUAACACCGCCACUGUAUAUAGGAUCACCGCUCAAACUGUACUUCACACUCUUAGAUUUGCGAAAAUACACUAAGUUUCAAGUUGUCAAUUGUGAUGCAACGAACGGAUUAGAAAACAACGAUGAAAAGCGUGUAAGAAUUAUCGAAAAUGGGUGUCCAACAACUGAGGGUAAAGGCAUAUUUACAAGUUAUAUUAUAUAUGAUGAUAUUCCAUCUGUCUGUGUAUACUUCGAUGCCUUCCGUUUUCCAAAUUCACCGAUUGUAUCUUUUGCAUGUGAUGUAAAUGUCUGUAAACCUGAAGAUGAUUGUGCACCAUCUGAUUGCUCUGUGCAGGCCAGAACACGACGAAGUGCGGUUUCCAAUACAACUGGAAAGCAUUUUGCAGUCACAGGAUCAGUAACCGUAUUAACCCCAAAAGAAACAGACACAGGCAGCGAGCAUCCUACCGAUCAGCAGGAACUGGAACUAGACAAAGAGAACUGUCUUCAACAGCAGGAGAUUAUUGUUGUUGUGAUCAUGCUUGCUAUAACCGUGGUAUUUUUGUUGAUAGUUACCCUGUGUUUCUCUUUAAGCUUCAUUAAAUCUAAAUAUCGGUCACAGUUCACAGCUUUAUCCUCACCCCCUACUGCAUUAAACGAGAUAAGAAGACAAAGUUCAUGUUAAAAUUAAUACCAUAGUUGUGCCAAGUUGCAACUUACGGAAUGUUUAUUGUCCAUUUGAAUGAGAUAAACUACUUUUAUAGACCAAAUGAUACAACUAUCUGACAUGGUGGAUAUAAUCAGCAGUAGGAAAUGGAUAUUGGCAACUAGGUGACAGGACUCUAGUACUUCCGACUGUGUCCGAAACUCAACAUGAUCGAUUAAUAACAGACUCUAUUUAUUUAUUGGCGAACCGAUUUACGACGUAGUAUUCGAUCGUGAACUAAAAGGAAAACAUUCUUAACUAAACUUGCCUUUCGGUUAAUUUCCAUUAGAAAACGUUUGGCCUGUAUUAAUGCAAUAAUGUAAUUCCUGGAUUAAUGUAAUUAAUUCAUUCAUCUACCAACUCCCUGCAUGAUUAUGAAUAAAUCGGCAAGAAUUAUAGCAAGAACAAAACAAACAGAUAACAUGACUGUGGUCCUCAUUGAUUUAGAGUUAGACUGACUUCCAGUUAAUCAAAGAAAAGUUUUAAAGUAUCUAUAUUAGCUUGUAACGGUUUUCCUUGCCCCAUUUUAUUUAAGUGAGCUUUCAAACAGGUCAUUUUUCUGACUUCAAAUGUUAUUUAAAUUUAGACUUUUAUUCACACGGUAAGCCCACACUCUAGACCAUAUCUUCGGUAAACGAAAAAUAUGGAAACCACUCACGGAGACUGUCGACCUAAGGACUGAAAAUCGAGACAAUUACGGAGACAAUGGUAUUUGACAGUCGAGUCAAUUUAGGCUAUUUCUUGUCAAAACUUCACUGUAAAAUUUUUAACGUCGCUUAGAAUAAAGUAAUUUACUGAAA